AUGAUUCAACAACCAGUUGCGGUACACAUUGUGUUGAAAGUCGCAUUCGCCAUACAGAUGAUGAUUUUCGUAUUUGGUCUGUUCGGCAAUGCGCUCACCAUUGUCGUUCUCCGUACAAAACGCCUUCGACAGUCGAGCACCACAGUCUAUUUGACAGCCCUUGCAGUGGUUGAUCUACUUUAUAUUAUAUCCAGCAUGUUGGUAAACAUUUUCAAUACCACGGUGUUUUUCCCCAGUAACAUAAGAAAUCAUUCGUCAUUGAUUUGUCCACUCACGUCGUUCGUUCACUAUACUCUGACCUAUUUGAGCGUUUGGUUAAUGGUCGCCGUAACAGUGGAACGCGCGAUUUGGGUUGGUCGGCCUUUUCGGGCAAAGCACAUUUGUACACAACGUAAUGCGAUCAUCACCAUCCUAUCACUCACCAUCGGAUUGAUUGCACUCGAUUCACAUUUCUUUUUCACCAUGACCUACAGCAUAUCAACAGACAGAGCGGGGGAAUUUGAAUGUACGCCCAACUAUUUUGCCCAAAUUGUGUUUCCGUACAUUGAUAUGCUGCUUAUUUGUUGUUUGCCCAUCAUAUUCAUGACAGGUGCUAAUGUCGUCAUUGGAAUGAGACUGAAAAGAAUGCGUGAAUUCAACCGCAAACGCAAGGCGCAGAAUGCUACUUCAGUGCAGGAAUCCAACUGUCCCAGCUUCAUACCUUCAUUAGCCACACACGAGGAUAAAACUCGCAAAUCUCCUGCUAUCACACCACCGUCAAACAAGUGUACUGUAGAUACAAAACGCUACCUGAAAAUAUACUCCAGAAAAGCCCGAUCGGAAAUGCGAGAUUCAAUCAAGGUGAGGGCUUGUGUUGAAAAAUCUUCAUCCCUCACGAAGAUGUUGGUGGCAAUUAGUAUAUUUUUCAUCGUGAGUGUUUCUCCUCUAAUGGCGUAUGAUCUUGUCUACUUUGCGUUGGACGUCAACAAGUGGGUUGAAAAAGAGGAGCCCGAUCGUGUCUCUCUGGUGUUUGCCAUUGAAAAGACCGUCUACACUUUGUGGUACACAAACUUUGCGGUUCACUUUGUGAUUUAUUGUUUGAAUGGCCCACCAUUCCGAGCGAAGGCACUUCAAUUGUUCCAAACCGUAUGUUGCUGUUCGCACCACGAUCUUAUGCCGAAUGUUGCCGAAGGGAAAACGGAAUAUGCAGAAGCGAACGCGACUCGAUUGGUGAGAAAUAUCGCCACAACGGAAUGUACAAAUGAGCCGAAUAGAACGCACCGACACCAGUUUGACCAGACACCUGAGACUAAUGGAUGUGGCCCAUCAGUUUCUCCUACUUCCCAUGAUCGGACAGAAGUGAAACCGGCCCAACGGGAAAACAUUCGCCGUGUUUCCCAUGUGAUAAAUGAAAUUGACCUUGUGGAGCUAACCACGGAACCAUGUUCACAUCUGUCUCAUAUUUAA
Molecule: messenger RNA, 1446 nt
Organism: Opisthorchis viverrini
Lineage: Eukaryota; Metazoa; Platyhelminthes; Trematoda; Opisthorchiida; Opisthorchiidae
Exons: 1
Coding region: 1-1446 (481 amino acids)
Biological process (GO): G protein-coupled receptor signaling pathway
Cellular component (GO): plasma membrane
Molecular function (GO): G protein-coupled receptor activity
Source: RefSeq, a predicted model, not a curated record